Molecule: messenger RNA, 1891 nt
Organism: Zychaea mexicana
Lineage: Eukaryota; Fungi; Mucoromycota; Mucoromycetes; Mucorales; Lichtheimiaceae
Exons: 10
Biological process (GO): cytoskeleton organization
Cellular component (GO): plasma membrane; cell division site; cytoplasm
Molecular function (GO): phospholipid binding
Source: RefSeq, a predicted model, not a curated record
UUCGAUGUCGUGAAAGUGUUGAGCCCAAGGAUAUACAUGAUGUAUCGCGUGCUAAAGUUUCCCGGUACCUUGGCGCUCCUAUUUGUUUCUCUUUUUCUCAAACGCGCAUCAAGAUAACCAGAAAAAAAACAAAAACAGCCUAGUAAUACCAGCCCCCACUUGAAUAUGGCACGCUUUGCUGAUUGUUUCUGGGACGAGAAUGACAAGGGUGUCGAGGUCGUUACUGAAAAGUUAAAAAACUCAAGACAAACGUGCGAUGAGAUCAACAGCCUCUACGAGAUUAGAGCGCAAAUCGAAGAAGAAUAUGGUGAAAAGUUAUUAAAGCUAUCGCAAAUGAUGGUGGGCCAGGCCGAAGAGGGUGCACUUUCUGAAUCAGUAUCGCACAUUCCGAGCGCCAUUGAAACGACAGCGCGUGCGCAUAUGGACUUGGCCCAACAGCUUCGACACAACCUGCAAAGCGCGUUGAAUGGAUUCUUAAAAGACCAUAACGAAAAGUGCAAAGCUCAAGAACAACAGAUCGAAAAUUCUAAACAACUGCGAGUUAUGCACCAUGCGAAUGUACUCAAGGCAAAAGAUCAGUAUUUCGCUGAGCAUACAAAAUUGGCAGGGAUGGAGAAAUAUUUGAAAGACCAACGGACGGAAUUGGAUCCGGAUGAAGUACAGCAGGUCGCGGAAGAUAUCGAGGAGCAGAAGAAACUGUUAGCAACGGCUGACCAACAGUAUAAACGAGCGGUCGAUGUAUUAAACGAUGUUACGGAGAAAUGGAUUGCUGAUUGGCGUGGCACUUGUGAUAUCUAUCAAGGUCUCGAGGAAUCACGCAUCAACUUUAUUCGAAGCAGUUUAUGGGGAUUCGCAAAUAUGAUGUCUAGUGUAUAUAUUGUAGACGAUCAAUGCUGCGAAAGAAUCCGUAGCUCUCUCGAAUCGACCGACGUGCAACAAGACGUACAGACAUUUAUUGGCAAGUAUAGCACAGGCACCAGAGUGACAGAUUUGAUGCCAUACGAAGACCUGUCACAACCAGGUGCGCAUCCUAAUCGAGGAUCUCAAGCGCCGCCACCCACGAUAGCACUACCACCGCCACCUACUGCAUUACCGGAUGUACCUGAAGAAACGUACAAUAAACCGUCACCACCUUCAAUCAGCUCUUCCCGAUCACGCCAAAGUGGACAAAGCGGAUUUGAUAAUACGCGCAACAGUGCCGCGAGCACACGGGAUCUCUCAGAAAACAUUCCCGCUACAACCACCACCACCACUACCGCUGCUAUGCGACAAUCGGUACCUCCCAUUAUAAACCCCGCUCCUUCCAAAGAAAGGGCAAUGUAUCGUGACCGACAGAAUCAUCAAGGGCGAGACGAUCACGAUACCGUGUCGUUUGCAUUUGAAGAGGUCGAAAACAUGCUUAGCAGUGUGGGGACAUCGUUGGAUGUGAGCAAUGGAGGCCUGCGACAGUCGUUGGUAUGGGCAACACAACAACAACAACAGCAACAACCAGCUGGAUCCAUGGCAAAUAAUCAUCACCCAGCACAAACACAACGACCGAUUUCUCCUCCCCCUCCAUCUACAGGAUCGUCACAAACACCAGCGGUGGUAACCACCCCAGCGACAGACGAUCCAACGAGCCCGCAACAACCUUUGAGUUCUAUAACACCGUCUGCACUAGCGAAUGCGGUGAAUGCAGCAUCCAGUUCAGCGCCUAUUCCUGUUAUGCACCCCUCGGAAUCAAGUCGAUCUAGAUUAUCUGCAGUGGGUGUAUCAUCACCAUCCCAUACUGCUCCUCCCCUCAGCAACAAUGUCCCAUCCUCUAGCAGUGCGACACCUUCUGACACGUCCUCACCACCCAUCCCACGCUCGAUUUCUCCCGGCCCAUCACAACAGCAACAACAACAACCAA